Manis javanica (Malayan pangolin) is the source of this 7645-nucleotide messenger RNA. RefSeq names its product dysferlin (gene DYSF). Lineage: Eukaryota; Metazoa; Chordata; Mammalia; Pholidota; Manidae. Gene Ontology annotation, biological process: plasma membrane repair; negative regulation of phagocytosis; monocyte activation involved in immune response. The record is from RefSeq and is a predicted model, not a curated record. Gene Ontology annotation, cellular component: membrane; T-tubule; cytoplasmic vesicle.
UUGCGGGCAGGCGGGCCGCCGCGAGGCGAGCGGCGCGGAGGCGGGGGGCUCAGGGCUCAGCGCUCACCACGCCGCUCCGCUCUCCCCGCCUCCAGCUCUCGCUCGCUGGUGCAGCUUCCCGCGGUCGCACUCUCGUUCCUGCCGCGGCCCUUCAGCUCCACCGCCUCCGGCAUUUCUCCUCCGCGUCGGUUCGCUCGCCCAGCGCCCCCGGCGUGCCGGCCCGGCCGGGCGCAGCGAAAAAACGGAGCGGGAGGUCGGCGCUGGAGCGCACCGGGGGCUCCCGCGAGCAGGGCCGGAGUGCAGUGUCCCAGCUGCCUGGCCGAGCCGGGCAUCCCGCGUCGGCGGCUCUUCCAUUCCGCGGACGGGGGCCCAGCGCCCCCACAGGCGCGCGUCUGACCCCUGCCCCGCCCCACCCUCCACAGGCAGGGCGGAUCCAAGCAGGGGCCAGAACCCAGGGUCCGCCCAGCGGGUGUCCGAUGCCCUCCCUGCAGCCUCUCCCCGGCGUAGGGACUUCUCCGCGGAGGCACAGGGAGGGCGACAGUUCCCUUUGGCACGGCUGCUGCGGAGCCAGGGGCGCUUCCUCGGUGGGUGCCUGAGCCCGGUACUCCCCUUCGGCUCCCGCUCGCGUCCUGCCUGCGCCCCUCUGCGCGCCCACGGCGGCCGAACCAUGUUGUGCUGCCUGCUGGUGAGGGCCAGCAACCUCCCCAGUGUGAAGAAGGACCGGCGCAGCGACCCGGUCGCCAGCCUGACUUUCCGAGGGGUGAAGAAGAGAACCAGAGUCAUCAAGAACUGUGUGAACCCCGUGUGGAAUGAGGGCUUUGAGUGGGACCUCAAGGGCAUCCCCCUGGACCAGAGCUCCGAGCUUCAUGUGGUGGUCAAAGACCAUGAGACGAUGGGGAGGAACAGGUUCCUGGGGGAAGCCAAGAUCCCACUCCGGGAGGUCCUUGCCACUCCCAGUCUAUCUGCCAGCUUCAAUGCCCCCCUGCUGGACACCAAGAAGCAGCCCACAGGGGCCUCGCUGGUCCUUCAGGUGUCCUACACGCCACUCCCGGGAGCCGUGCCCACGUUUCCACCCUCUGGGCCUCUGGACCCCUCCCCGACUCUGCCUGACCUGGAUAUGGUGGCUGGUGGGGGACAGAGCCGGGCCGAGACAUGGUCCCUGCUCAGUGACAGCACCGUGGACACGAGAUACUCUGGAAAGAAGUGGCUGGCCCCCACGGACACAGGAGGAGAGGAGGACACUGAGGACCAGGGGCUCACAGGAGAUGAGGCAGAGCCAUUCCUGGAUCAGGGUGGGGCCCCAGGUCCGGAGGGUCCCAGCACCCCAAAGAAGCCACCCUCCCAUCCUCCCCACUACCACCCUGGGGGCAAAAGAAAGAGAAGCGCACCCACGUCCAGAAAGCUGCUGUCGGACAAACCGCAGGAUUUCCAGAUCAGGGUCCAGGUGAUCGAGGGGCGCCAGCUGCCAGGGGUGAACAUCAAGCCUGUGGUCAAGGUCACAGCUGCUGGGCAGACCAAGCGGACGCGGAUCCACAAGGGAAACAGUCCAUUUUUCAAUGAGACUCUUUUCUUCAAUGUGUUUGACUCUCCCUCGGAGCUGUUUGACGAGCCCAUCUUCAUCACGGUGGUUGAUUCCCGUUCCCUCAGGACAGAUGCUCUCCUUGGGGAGUUCCGGAUGGACGUGGGUACCAUCUACAGAGAGCCCCGACAUGCCUAUCUCAGGAAGUGGCUGCUACUCUCGGAUCCUGAUGAUUUCUCUGCUGGGGCCAGAGGCUACCUGAAAGCCAGCCUUUGUGUGCUGGGGCCUGGAGAUGAGUCACCACUGGAGAGAAAGGAUCCCUCUGAAGACAAGGAGGACAUCGAAGGCAACCUGCUCAGGCCGACUGGCGUGGCUCUUCGAGGAGCACACUUCUGCCUGAAGGUCUUCAGAGCCGAGGACUUACCACAGAUGGAUGAUGCUGUAAUGGACAACGUGAAGCAGAUCUUUGGCUUUGACAGUAACAAGAAGAACUUGGUGGAUCCCUUCGUGGAAGUCAGUUUUGCAGGGAAAAUGCUCUGCAGCAAGAUCCUGGAGAAGACAGCCAACCCUCAGUGGAACCAGAGCAUCACACUGCCUGCCAUGUUCCCAUCCAUGUGUGAAAAAAUGAGGAUUCGCGUCAUAGACUGGGACCGCCUCACCCACAAUGACAUUGUGGCCACCACCUACCUGAGUAUGUCCAAGAUCUCUGCCCCUGGAGGACAAAUAGAAGUGGACGAUCACCUGGGCUUCCUUCCCACCUUCGGGCCCUGCUAUGUAAACCUCUACGGCAGCCCCAGAGAGUUCACUGGCUUCCUGGACCCUUAUGCAGAGCUCAACAUGGGCAAGGGGGAAGGUGUGGCCUAUCGGGGCCGGCUGCUGCUCUCCCUGGAGACAAAGCUAGUGGAGCACUGUGAGCAGAAGGUGGAGGAUCUCCCUGCUGAUGACAUCCUUCGGGUAGAGAAGUACCUCCGAAGGCGCAAGUAUUCCCUCUUUGCCGCCUUCUACUCGGCCUCCAUGCUGCAGGAUGUCGAUGAUGCCAUUCAGUUCGAGGUCAGCAUUGGGAACUAUGGUAACAAAUUCGACACGACCUGCCUACCGCUGGCCUCCACCACCCAGUUCAGCCGGGCAGUUUUUGACGGGUGUCACUACUACUACUUACCCUGGGGCAACGUGAAGCCCGUGGUGGUGCUCUCGUCCUACUGGGAGGACAUCAGCCACAGAGUUGAGGCUCAGAACCAGCUGCUCAGGAUUGCCGACCGGCUGGAGGCCAGCCUGGAGCGAGUCCACCUGGCGCUGAAGGCACAGCGCUCCUCCGAGGAUGUGAACUCCAUGCUGGCUCAGCUGAUGGAUGAGCUCACUGCAGACUGCAGCCAGCCCCUGAGUGAUGUCCAAGAGAUGCCCUCUGCCACCCACUUGGACCAGUACCUGUACCAGCAGCGCAUGGGUCACCUGAGCCAGAUCACUGAAGCAGCCCUGGCCCUGAAGCUCAGUCGCAGAGAGCUCCCUGCCACCCUGGAGCAGGCUGAGGACUGGCUCCUUCAGCUCCGUGCCCUGGCGGAAGAGCCCCAGAACAGCUUGCCUGACAUCGUCAUCUGGAUGCUGCAGGGAGACAAACGCGUGGCAUACCAGCGUGUGCCCGCCCACAAGGUCCUCUUCUCCAGGCGUGGUGCCAGCUUCUGCGGCAGGAACUGUGGGAAGCUGCAGACGAUAUUUCUGAAAUAUCCAAUGGAGGUGGUGCCUGGAGCCCGGAUGCCGGUGCAGAUACGGGUGAAGCUCUGGUUUGGGCUCUCUGUGAAUGAGAAGGAUUUCAACCAGUUUGCUGAGGGCAAGCUCUCCGUCUUUGCUGAAACGUAUGAGAACCAGACCAAGCUGGCCCUGGUUGGGAACUGGGGCACAACAGGCCUCACCUACCCCAAGUUUUCUGAUGUCACAGGCAAGAUCAAGCUACCCAAGGACAGCUUCCGCCCCUCGGCUGGCUGGGCCUGGGCUGGAGACUGGUUUGUGUGUCCAGAGAAGACCUUGCUCCAUGACACCGAUGCGGGCCACCUGAGCUUUGUGGAGGAGGUGUUUGAGAACCAGACCCGGCUCCCAGGAGGCCAGUGGAUCUACAUGAGUGACAACUACACGGAUGUGAACGGGGAGAAGGUGCUUCCCAAGGAUGACAUCGAGUGCCCACUGGGCUGGAAGUGGGAAGAUGAAGAGUGGUCAACAGACCUCAAUCGAGCUGUUGAUGAGCAAGGUUGGGAGUACGGUAUCACCAUCCCACCGGAGCGGAAGCCGAGACACUGGGUGCCGGCUGAGAAGAUGUACUACACACACCGCAGGCGGCGCUGGGUCCGCCUGCGCAGGAGAGACCUCAGCCAGAUGGAGGCGCUGAAGAGGCACCGGCAGGCCGAGGCAGAGGGUGAGGGCUGGGAGUACGCCUCGCUCUUUGGAUGGAAGUUCCACCUGGAGUACCGCAAGACAGAUGCCUUCCGCCGUCGCCGCUGGCGCCGCCGCAUGGAGCCCCUGGAGAAGACGGGGCCUGCAGCUGUGUUUGCCCUCGAGGGGGCCCUGGGCGGCGUGGUGGAUGACAAGAGUGAAGAUGCCAUGUCUGUGUCUACCUUGAGCUUUGGGGUGAACAGACCCACAAUUUCCUGCAUUUUCGACUACGGGAACCGCUACCAUCUACGCUGCUACAUGUACCAGGCCCGGGACCUGCCUGCCAUGGACAAGGACUCUUUUUCUGACCCCUACGCAAUCGUCUCCUUCCUGCAUCAGAGCCAGAAGACAGUGGUGGCAAAGAAUACCCUGAACCCCACCUGGGACCAGACACUCAUCUUCUAUGAGAUUGAGAUCUUUGGCGAGCCAGCCAGCAUUGCUGAGCAGCCACCCAGCAUCGUGGUGGAGCUGUAUGACCAUGACACCUACGGGGCAGAUGAGUUUAUGGGACGCUGCAUCUGUGAGCCGAGUCUAGAACGGAUGCCCCGGCUGGCCUGGUUCCCGCUGACCAGGGGCAGCCAGCCAGCGGGUGAGCUGCUGGCCUCUUUUGAGCUCAUCCAGAGAGAGAAGCCAGCCAUUCACCAUAUUCCUGGAUUUGAGGUGCAGGAUACAUCAGGGAUACUGGAAGAGUCAGAGGACACAGACCUGCCCUACCCACCACCGCAGAGGGAGGCCAACAUCUACAUGGUUCCCCGCAACAUCCAGCCAGUUCUCCAGCGUACCGCCAUCGAGAUUCUGGCAUGGGGACUGCGGAACAUGAAGAGUUACCAGCUGGCUAGUGUCUCCUCCCCAAGCCUUGUGGUGGAGUGCGGGGGCCAGACGGUGCAGUCCUGUGUCAUCAGGAACCUGCGGAAGAACCCCAACUUCGAUGUCUGCACCCUCUUCAUGGAAGUGAUGCUGCCCAGGGAGGAACUCUACUGUCCCCCCAUCGUGGUCAAGGUCAUUGAUAACCGCCAGUUUGGCCGCAGGCCUGUGGUGGGCCAGUGUACCAUCCGCUCCCUGGAGAGCUUCCUGUGUGACCCCUACUCAGAGGAGAGUCCGUCCCCGCAGGGCGGCCCAGAUGAUGUGAGCUUACUCAGUCCUGGGGAGGACGUGCUCGUCGACAUUGACGACAAGGAGCCCCUCAUCCCCAUCCAGCUUGCAGAUGGUCUUUUGGGCUCGGCCCCCACUAACAUGGCAUCUUCUCCAUCCAGUCCUCAUGAGGAGGAGUUCAUCGAUUGGUGGAGCAAAUUCUUUGCUUCUACAGGGGAAAGAGAAAAGUGUGGCUCGUACUUGGAGAAGGACUUUGACACUCUAAAGGUCUAUGACACACAGCUGGAGAAUGUGGCUGCCUUUGAGGGCCUGUCUGACUUUUGUAACACCUUCAAGCUCUACCGGGGCAAGACUCAGGAGGAGCCGGAGGACCCAUCUGUCACUGGGGAAUUUAAGGGCCUCUUCAAAAUUUAUCCCCUCCCAGAAGACCCAGCCAUCCCCAUGCCCCCAAGACAGUUCCACCAGCUGGCCGCCCAGGGGCCGCAGGAGUGCCUGGUCCGCAUCUACAUCAUCCGGGCAUUCGGCCUGCAGCCCAAGGACCCCAAUGGGAAGUGUGAUCCUUACAUCAAGGUCUCCAUAGGGAAGAAAUCAGUGAGUGACCAGGACAACUACAUCCCCUGCACUCUGGAGCCUGUGUUUGGAAAGAUGUUCGAGCUGACCUGCACUCUGCCUUUGGAGAAGGACUUGAAGAUCACUCUCUAUGACUAUGACCUCCUCUCCAAGGAUGAAAAGAUCGGAGAGACGGUCAUCGACCUGGAGGACAGGCUGCUGUCCAAAUUUGGGGCUCGCUGUGGACUCCCACAGACCUACUGUGUCUCUGGACCGAACCAGUGGAGGGACCAGCUGCGCCCAUCUCAGCUCCUCCACCUCUUCUGCCAGCAGCACAGAGUCAAGACCCCUGUGUACCGGACAGACCGUGUGGUGUUUCAGGAUAAAGAAUACAUUCUCGAAGAGAUAGAGGCUGGCAGGGUCCUGAACCCACACCUGGGCCCAGUGGAAGAGCGUCUGGCCCUGCACGUCCUCCAGCAGCAGGGCCUGGUCCCCGAACACGUGGAGUCCCGGCCCCUCUACAGCCCCCUGCAGCCAGACAUCGAGCAGGGGAAGCUGCAGAUGUGGAUCGACCUAUUUCCAAAGGCCCUGGGGCGACCUGGACCUCCCUUCAACAUCACCCCACGGAGAGCCAAAAGGUUUUUCCUGCGUUGCAUUAUCUGGAACACCAAGGAUGUGAUCCUGGAUGACCUCAGCAUCACCGGGGAGAAGAUGAGCGAUAUUUACGUGAAAGGUUGGAUGGUUGGCUUUGAAGAACACAAGCAAAAGACAGACGUGCAUUAUCGGUCCCUGGGAGGAGAGGGCAACUUUAACUGGAGGUUCAUUUUCCCCUUUGAUUACCUGCCAGCUGAGCAAGUCUGCACCGUCUCCAAGAAGGAUGCUUUCUGGAGGCUGGACAAGACUGAGAGCAAAAUCCCAGCCCGAGUGGUGUUCCAGAUCUGGGACAACGACAGGUUCUCCUUUGAUGACUUUCUGGGCUCCUUGCAGCUGGAUCUCAACCACAUGCCCAAGCCUGCCAAGACAGCCGAGAAAUGCUCCUUGGACCAGCUGGAUGACACUUUCCACCCAGAGCGGUUUGUGUCCCUUUUUGAACAGAAAACAGUGAAGGGCUGGUGGCCCUGCAUGGCAGAAGAGGCUGAGAGGAAGACCCUGGGGGGCAAGCUGGAGAUGACCUUGGAGAUUGUAGCAGAGAGUGAGCAUGAGGAACGGCCUGCUGGCCAGGGCCGAGAUGAGCCCAACAUGAAUCCUAAGCUCGAGGACCCCAGGCGCCCUGACACCUCCUUCCUCUGGUUCACGUCCCCGUACAAGACCAUGAAGUUCAUCCUGUGGCGGCGGUUCCGGUGUGCCAUUGUCCUCUUCAUCAUCCUCUUCAUCCUCCUGCUGUUCGUGGGCAUCUUCAUCUACGCCUUCCCGGUGAGCGGGCCUGAGGGGAGGCAUGGAGCCUGUCUUGGAGGAGCCCUUGGUUUGAUGAGGGAGACGUAGCCUCCACUCUGGGGGGUUCCUAGUCUGGGAAGGAGACACAGUCCUACCCUUGGAACAGAGUCCCAAGGCAAAGUCCUCAUAGUCCAGUGGGAGAAACUGAGUCCUUGCCCUUGAUGGGAGACACAGCUGUGCUUGGCAAGCCCUUGGGAGGUGAGGCUUCUUGGAUAGGGGUAGGCAGGGGAACCUUGUUGAAGGAGCAUGUGAGGCUGGGCAUGGAAGGGAAGGGAAGGUGCAUGUGGCAGAGCAGAGAAGAAGGCCCCUCAUUUCUGAGAAUGGCUCCUUUGAGGGCCAGAGGAAGGGAGGAGCUGGGCUGGGAUAGAGCGUGCCCUGGCUCCUGCAGCAGGGUGGGCAGGGCGCCGGCCCAGAAGCCUGUCACUUGGCAUGGUGCACCCUGGGGGUCCCUCUCACCUGGUGAGAAGCCAGAUGAUGCCUGAGUCACACUAGUGAGGGCUGCACCCCCAGCUCCACUGGGCCCCUCCCAAGGGAGGAGGGUCUGCAUCUCUGUUCCCUGCCUGUUCUUCCUGGUCCUCACAGCUCAGCUCAUGAGGGUAACCUUGAAGAUGCUCCAGUCCCCACUCUGAG